Gloeophyllum trabeum ATCC 11539 is the source of this 2325-nucleotide messenger RNA. Its product is annotated as phosphoglycerate mutase-like protein. The transcript is spliced from 10 exons. Gene Ontology annotation, cellular component: signal recognition particle, endoplasmic reticulum targeting. NCBI's taxonomy places the organism in Eukaryota, Fungi, Basidiomycota, Agaricomycetes, Gloeophyllales, Gloeophyllaceae. The record is from RefSeq and is a predicted model, not a curated record. Bases 40 to 2325 code for a protein of 761 amino acids. Gene Ontology annotation, biological process: SRP-dependent cotranslational protein targeting to membrane. Gene Ontology annotation, molecular function: 7S RNA binding; protein binding; ribosome binding.
GACUUGGUCACGUACGGCCACAACGGCGCGACUGCAUCAAUGGGGCCCAAACCGACGAAACCGACGACUGCAAAACCCGGACAGGCAAAGGGAGCGAAUCGUAAACGACCUGCUGCGAAACCGAAGCAACCUUUGCCUCUGCCGCAGAGAUUACGGCGGUUGUUCACGUCGUUGUGCGCACAGAUUGACGGGGGUCAUUUCGCGAACGCCGUGAAGACAUGCGACAAGAUUCUCAAGCUUGUACCGGAUGAUAACGACGCCAUCCAGACAAAGUUGUUCCUUCUCCUGCAAACUGAGAAGUAUGAUGCCGCCCUCGCGCUGAUCGACGCCAGUAAUGCUGGCAUCGAUCGUUCCUUUGAGAAAGCAUACUCGCUAUACCGCUUGGAGCGUGAGCCAGAGGCUGCCGAGUUGCUAAGGGAGCUUAAGAGCAAGGAGGGAGUGGAUGAACGAGGAGCACUUCAUCUUGAAGCACAGCUGGCUUACCGUAUGGGCGAUUAUCAGACUGCGUGUGACCUAUACAAUCAACUACUGGAUACAGCCGAGCCGCAAUCCGACGAGCAAGCCGACAUUCUUACGAACCUGCAAGCGUCUCAGAAGCAUUUGGAUUUCAUCAAUGUCGAGUUCCUGCACGCCUUGGACAGCUUGCCGGGUGCACUUACAAGCAGUCUCGAAUCCGCCCCACCGCCCUCGCAACAGGUGCCGGCAGCAGCCCUCUCCAACUUGGCAUCAACGUCGGGCCCUGCACCCGGCGAAGAUCCUGCCAAAACGGCACCCAAGCGGGUGCGGAUGAAGCGUGUACCGAAGGGUGUCAUCCCUGGAGUGACACCACCGCCCGAUCCAGAGCGCUGGCUGAAGAAGAGCGAGAGAUCGACUCAUGUGCAGGCGAAGGGGCGGAAGAAGGGAGGCGGUGCCACCCAGGGAGUCGUUAUGGAUCAUCCUCCUGCGAGUGGGGGAGCGUCCACAGGGCACAGCAGUCAGAAAGGUGGAGGAAAGAAGAAGAAGAAUCCGAGCAACUACGCUCCCGGCCCGACCGAGGCCACCCCUCUCGGCGAGGUGAGUUACCAGCCCAGACCGAUGGUCUCCAAAGUAACUGACCCUUCGCAGGCGGAGUCGCACAACCUUGGCCGCUUCCUCCGCGAGACGUAUCUGAAUGAGAACUCGCCCUCGCGCAUCCGCGGGAUGCGCUACGAUCUGGUGAACACGAAGCAGAUCCACAUCAGGGUGAAGAAUGGCGGCGAGGGCAAGCCCGUUUUCGACUCGUGCAUCGCGCUCCUGCAGGGGCUGUUCCCUCCGAACCCCAACAACAGGAUGACCCUCGCGAACGGAGAGACCGUGGUGGCUCCGCUUAACGGGUACCAAUAUAUCCCUGUUGAGACCGUCGAGCCGUCGAAUGACCGCUCUCUGGAGAGCUGGACGGACUGUCCCGCCUUCGAGAAGCACAUCAAGAACUUCUACGGCUCGGACGAGUUCAAGAAGGAGGCGAAGAACGCCGAGCCUUUCUUCAACGCAGUCAAGGGCUUCGUCUACGGCCCCGAGGUAUCCUUUGAGAACGCGGUAAGUGUAUUCGACUUCGUCGGAACGGAGCUGACCUACAACAAGUCCUACGCCUACCGCCUACCGCCGACCUACAUCGAGCAGGCACGGCACUGGGCCAACUUCCACGAGAACGGCGUCUUCUCAUCCAAGGAUAUCGGAGGUAUCGGUAACCUGCCUGCCCGCACGGUUCUGAGCCCCAUCCUGACGGCGAUGGAGCGCAUCGUGUGGGAUGACGACCCCCUGCAGCUCAUGGUCCAGGAGAUAUCGUACCAGCCGUUCAUCUCGCUCUUCCACAUGACAGGCAUCGCCGAGCGCUACCCAGAACUUCAGGCCAUGCCGAACUUUGCAAGCGCGCUCGCGAUCGAGCUGCGCGGCGGCGACGAGGGCGACCCUCGCGACUUCCUGCGGUUCAAGUUCAAGAAUGGGACGGACGACGCCGACUUCCAGGUGUUACACGUCUUCGGCCACAACGGGGACAUCCCGCUCACAGAGUUCAUCUACCGCACCGAGAACUACGUGAUCGACUCGAACAAGCAGUGGGCGCGUGUAUGCAGCGGAAGCCCGAACGAGGUCUCGGGGUGGGUGAGCAACAGCGCAAGCGUCAACGGUAUCUGCGCGGCGCUCCUCGCGCUCGUCAUGCUCGUCGGCAUGUUCUUCCUCACCCGGUUCGUCGCGCGCAGGAACAAGCGCCGGGCGUACAUCCGCCUCGAGGAGCCGGAGCCGCAGGUGAGUUACGAUCCGUUCUGGGGGGAGGGGUUCGCUGGGUGUUUGGGUAUGGAGGACGCGUGA